AUGGCGUUCCCCCGCCCAAAGCCCAACACUAUGGAGACGCUCGCCUCUGAGCGUGCCAACCACCCCUUCAACACCCGGAAACUCGCCAUCGCACUGCACGGGUCCGAGCGCGACCUCGAGCUCAAAGAACGAUUCAUGGCUGAGAUUGCCCGACACCCCGCCUUCAAGUCAUCCGAUAUUCACGAUCUGAGCAAGGAUGAGAUCCGGGAGCGGACGAUGGAGAAGUUUGCGAGUAUGGUGCACUUUGUGACUACUGAGAGUCUUGAAGUGUUCAAUUUGCGGAUGCAGCUGAUUGGUAUUGCGGACCCCGCAUUCUGGACACGGUUCGGUGUCGCCUAUGGGCUCUUCCUCGGUGCUGUACGGAGUGGAGCUACUCCCAACCAGCUCUCCUACUGGAUUGACCGCGGUGUGCUCGGACUCAACGGCGUUAUCGGCUGCUUCGCAAUGACCGAGCUCGCGCACGGCUCCAACGUCGCCGGGCUCGAAACGACCGCUACGUUCGACGAGGAGACUGACGAGUUCAUCAUUCACACCCCUCAUCUGGGAGCAACCAAGUGGUGGAUUGGUGGAGCGGCCAGCACGGCUACGCACGCGGCGGUAUUUGCGCAGUUGAUUGUCAAGGGCAAGAAGCACGGUGUCAAGACCUUCGUGACCCCUUUGAGGGAUGUCAAGACGUUCGACCUCCUCCCUGGUGUCAAUAUUGGGGAUAUCGGAAAGAAGAUGGGCCGGGACGGUAUCGACAACGGCUACAUCCAGUUUACUUUUGUCCGCAUCCCCCGAGCGCACAUGCUCAUGAAGCACACCCAAGUCUCGCGCGAAGGUGUGGUCACUGACCCACCACUUGCUCAAUUAACGUACGGAGCUCUUAUUUCCGGGCGGACGUCCAUGGUUGGUGACUCGAGCAACACAGCCAAGAAGGCUUUGACCAUUGCUGUACGGUACGCUGCGGUCCGGAGGCAGUUCAGCAGUGGCAAGGGAAAGCUCGAGACCCAAAUUCUCGACUACCCUAUUCACCAAAGGCGGCUUAUGCCACUCGUCGCUCAGGCCGUCGCUAUGGGAUUCACUGGAAUGAAGCUCCAGGCCAUGUACAAUGAUAUGUCGGCUUCUCUCGAUGUCUUGGAGCCUUCAGACCUCAAGGAGACGCACGCGACCUCGGCUGGUCUCAAGGCGUUCUGUACAUGGGCUUGCUUGGACACGAUUGAGAAGUGCAGGCAGGCUUGUGGAGGGCACGGAUACUCUGCGUACUCGAAUCUUCCCGCCAUGUAUGCCGACUUUGCGGUUCAGUGCUCUUGGGAGGGCGAUAACACCAUUUUGAGUCUGCAAGCUGGACGAGCGCUCGUUGGCGCUUGGGGUGCGGCCUCGAAAGGCAAGAAGCUCGCUCCCGGCGUGGCCUACCUCGGCAACCCCGCUACCCGGACCGCCAAGUCCGACGGCUCGCUCAACCACAUUGACAUUCAGCGCGGAUUCGACUGCGUUGCCGCCAACGGUAUCAAGAAGGCCGCAGAGGAAUACGUCAAGCUGCUCAAGUCGGGCAAGAGCAAGGACGAGGCCAUGGAGAUGUGCAGUUCGUCCCGAUUCGUCGCGGCCAAGCUGCACACCAUGGGAUCCAUGUUCCGGAUGUACCGCGAGGCGGUCGAGGAGAUGCCCGAGACGGACGAGAGCAAGGUGUUGAAGACUGUGUGUACGCUCUAUGGGCUUUGGCAGAUGGAGGAGCUGCAGGGUGCUUUCUUGAAGUAUGGCUACUUGACCGCCGACCAGCUCGACAAGGUUUCCGAGCAAGUCGACGCCCUCUGCCUCGAGAUCCGUCAAUACGCCGUCCCUCUCAUCGACGCCUUUGCGCUCUCGGACCACCUCAUCAACUCACCUCUGGGUAAAUGGGACGGAUCGGUAUACGAGUCGUACUUUGCCCAGGUCCGCGCGUCCAACCCCCUCCCCAAGGUCCACCCGUACUUUGAGCGCCUUAUCCGCCCUCUUCUUGAGCGCAAGAAUGCGGACUUGCCGGAUGUGGAGAAGGAUAUGGGACUGGAUGAGGAGCUGGCAGAGAUGCGCGCAGAGAUGGCCAAGGGGAAUCAGAAGGAGAAGAAGGUGCAGAAGAAGGGGGCGAGCGCAAUGGUCAAGCCGGAAUGA
Dioszegia hungarica is the source of this 2127-nucleotide messenger RNA. RefSeq names its product acyl-coenzyme A oxidase I. Gene Ontology annotation, biological process: fatty acid beta-oxidation using acyl-CoA oxidase; lipid homeostasis. The coding region runs from base 1 to 2127 and encodes 708 amino acids. The transcript is spliced from 14 exons. The record is from RefSeq and is a predicted model, not a curated record. Gene Ontology annotation, cellular component: peroxisome. Lineage: Eukaryota; Fungi; Basidiomycota; Tremellomycetes; Tremellales; Bulleribasidiaceae. Gene Ontology annotation, molecular function: acyl-CoA oxidase activity; fatty acid binding; FAD binding.